This is a messenger RNA of Dermacentor silvarum, 1097 nucleotides long. RefSeq lists its product as uncharacterized. The record is from RefSeq and is a predicted model, not a curated record. The transcript is spliced from 3 exons. NCBI's taxonomy places the organism in Eukaryota, Metazoa, Arthropoda, Arachnida, Ixodida, Ixodidae. The coding region runs from base 138 to 857 and encodes 239 amino acids.
CCGAGCUUGGCGUGGGAGUUCCAUCAGGAUACGGGGCAGCCAGGGAACGCUGGUCCCUUCCAGGAGGGACAAACGAGCGCGGCCGAGCAGCCUGGGAGUCUGCGAAGUCCGGAGUCCGGAACCUCGAAGCACAGGUCAUGGCCACGUCAGACCACCGGCAGACAGAGGACCAGCCGCGGUCAGACGAGGACUGGGUCUUCUUGCAGUACGAUGGCGACGGAGUCGAGGAGCGAGUUGGUGAUGCCAAAAGCGAGAAGGCAAACCUUUGGAGUGCAGCUGAGCGGUCCAAGAGCCCCCAAGCUACAGAAAAACGCACGGAGUUGCAUACCUCGGCGUCCAACGAGGGUAGCUUCCGCAGCGCCAGCUCGGAUGUCUUCCGCGGCUCCUUACCUGAAAUUCCGGGCAUGUACCUGUUCCCAGGGUUCUGCGAGCCGUCGCGGGAUGACGUUAACCCUGUUCGAGUCCUACGGACCAGCGUAAAGCGCUUCACGCGGGUAGUGCUCGGCGCUGCCGUAUUUUCCGGCGCGGCGCGCUUUCUCUUCUGGUCGGCGGCGAAGGCGAGCGAAGUCAAGCGACCGGAGAUGCUCUAUCUGUUGCUUGUGCUGGCGUUGAUGAGCCUGGUUACGCUACUGGCGAAUUUCGUAACUUGGUAUUCCGAGUUGCGUGCCGCUGAAACGGAUUUGAACUGCCUCUCGGACUGGAACAUCUGUAAUCUCUCGCGCUACCAGGGGUUCAUGGAGAUACUGCGUGUGCUCACAUACAUUGGCAUAAUGUUGCUGGCCAUUUCGAUGCAAUUCAUUUACAUCGAUGUCGAGGCCACGUGGCGCACACUUUUGCUCCACUUCCGAGAUCUCUAGACGACGCAGUUUGACGCAAUCCACGUGGCCAUAAAAGAAUACCACGCGGAAGGACAUCCACCGACUCGCGAGGAGUGGACGGCGAACUACGUCAUCAGCAAAGCGCUGCUGCAGUGGAUCGUGCAAGUCCUGUCAUCGGACGGGCGUUGACUCGACGGUGCUUGGUACGCAUUUACAAAAAUUAAAAAUUAGAAUUCGGGCAUAGCGCAACUACGCAUCUACGAUUACUAUCCAAGUAUG